Molecule: messenger RNA, 2325 nt
Organism: Phalaenopsis equestris
Lineage: Eukaryota; Viridiplantae; Streptophyta; Magnoliopsida; Asparagales; Orchidaceae
Exons: 7
Coding region: 215-2203 (662 amino acids)
Biological process (GO): protein transport
Source: RefSeq, a predicted model, not a curated record
CUUUCUCCUAGCUGUCCCACCUGCCCUUACAGAUCACAGUUUGCUUCGCCGCCGUCCAUCUUCUUGCUUCCCGGAGCUCGUCUCUGCCCUUCGAACGGCUCUACAAUGCCAGAGCUCUCAGUUUUAAUGAUAGCAUUGAGUCUUCAAUCUACUCUACCAUUUUUCUCAUUACCGUUUCUUUGAGGAAAGUGAGCUUGCGAGAGAGACAGAGAGGAUGUUCGACAUGCUUCUCGGCCCCAAGUUCUCAAACAAAUGCAAACAUUCGGUGAAGUGCAUAAAGUGCAGGCUGGAGACAAUCCGGAGAAAGAAGCAUGCGAUCGAGAGGUGUCUUAAGAAGGAUGUUGCAGAUCUGGUCUCCAUCGGCCACGAUGACAAUGCUUUUGGCCGGAUGGAUGCUCUCCUUUUCGAAAUAAAUCAGAUAUCGUGCUAUGAUAUGAUUGAGAAAUACUGUUGUUGCAUAUUGGAACAUCUUCCAACCAUGCAAAAGGAGAGUGAGUGUCCUAAGGAAACUAUGGAGGCUGUGGCAACUCUGAUUUUUGCUGCUGCUAGAUUCUCAGACUUGCCUGAAUUAGGUAACCUCAGGCACGGGUUUAUAGAGCGAUAUAGAACUACCAUGGAGUUAUAUACGAAUAGAGAGUUUGUUGAGAAGCUGCAGAAGAAGUCUUUUCUGCAGAACGAGAAAUUGCGGUUAAUGAAAGAUAUUGGCAAGGAAUUUAAAAUUGAUUGGGACGUUAAGUCACUUGAAUACAAGUUGUCAAAUUCAUUGUCAAAGACUAUUGAUCUUCCAACGAUACAUUUUCCUUUCAGCAAAAAAAAUUAUAUAGAGUCCCAUAUAACAGAUGAAAAGGGAAAAGUAACAGAUAGCAAGACUGAGGGAGUCAAUGGAAGAAAGACAGUACUUGAAAAAACAGAUGGGGGAAGAGAUUUGACAGAUAGGAGGAAUGAAGUAUUCAAUGGAAGAAAUCCAGUACUCGAAAAAGCAGAAGGCACCUCUUAUCCAGCUAGUGACGUGCAGAAGCAGCAAAUAGAAUUUGAGAGGCUCGAGCCGGUGAACAACAACCAUGAACAAAAGACUAUACAAAUGAGAGGAGAUGAGCACCAUUCCAGAAAUGCUGUGCAGAAGCAUCAAGUACAAACUGAGCAUAGAAAUAUUCCUACCAUUCCCAAAUAUGCUAAUUCUCAUCCGCAUGAUUCUACUGAAAAUAUUAAAAAUUUAGCUGCUGAUGAGUUCAAGAACGUUGCGCCACAUCAUUUUAGUAAGAGGCCUCCUCCUUAUGUUAAAACCAUAGGUAAUCAGAAUGGAAACCCUCACAAGAGAUCAGAAGUUCACGAGGGGCUUGACUUGGUUGGUAUUGAGAGGCGUGGUACCAAUUCUUAUCAUGAUAAAGCUAUAAAUACGUUUCUUGCAGACACUAAAUUUACAGAGGAUUUUAACGGAACCAAUUCUUAUCAUGAUGGUUUAUUCCAUUCUACAGCAGAGGAGAUUGUCAAGGAGAUGAAACAUAAUGGUCAACAGAGGCAGCCUGAUGCAGCAUUGAAUCCUGAAAGCAAAAGAGCAUCCAAUCUUAAACCUCCUUAUGUCAAACCCAAGGUAAAAAAUCCAUUGGAAAAUGAUUAUUUGAAGCCUACAACCUAUGAAAUGUAUAACAGAAGCGACAAUGGAGAUUAUCAUAAGAAUACAGCUUUUUCUGUCUGGAGGAAGCACCUGCAACAGGGAACUGCUCAUGUACGCUCUACUGGUGAAGCAGAUCUUGAUGAUGUUAUAGACGGCGCAGUCUACCAUUCCCAUCGCAACCAUCGAACAUACAUUGAGCAAACAAUACAUGGAAGGAGGAGCACGAAUACUUCCUAUGAUGGGAGAUGCGACGAGGAAGAGAAAGGGGACAAGCCCUUGCAGCAUUACAGUAAGAAGGGCGAGUCAGGGAAAGUUAGAACAGGUACAAGCGAACCUCAAAAACAAUCCAUCUCUGAUUAUUCAAGAGUUGCAGAGAAAAUUAUGAAGGAUGAGCAAUACUUCAAGCUCUCAGGGCACACUCCAGCUAGAACUGCUUCCCUGCCCCCAACAGAGACUCAUGUUGGAAGGCAUGUGCGAUCAGGGUCAAUGCAACCUGAUCUAUUGAGCCCAAAUGGUGAUCGGGCGCAUCCAAGGUUGCCAGAUUAUGAUGACCUGGCUGCCCGGGUUGCGGCGUUGAGGAAGUCAUGAUGACCAUGGUGAACUAUCUGUUCCCCUUUUCCGACUUGAGGGGACUCCUUUUCCCUACUAGGAUUGCUUGUUUUUCAGUUUUCCUAAUGUAAAUCAAACAUAAAAGUUUAGGCCCCAUUUGG